Penicillium manginii is the source of this 330-nucleotide messenger RNA. RefSeq lists its product as uncharacterized. The record is from RefSeq and is a predicted model, not a curated record. NCBI's taxonomy places the organism in Eukaryota, Fungi, Ascomycota, Eurotiomycetes, Eurotiales, Aspergillaceae. The transcript has 3 exons. The coding region runs from base 1 to 330 and encodes 109 amino acids.
AUGCCCGAAUCCAGCAGAUGGGAUGGAAGAAGUGGGUCGCAGAUCGCCAGAACUUUCCCUUUAAGGUUAACAGCAGGCAGGACGUCACUGAAGGGCUCCGCGGGGUCCGCGAUCAAAGUCUGGGGAGGAGCUUUUAAGAAUGCGCCAAUUGAGAUUGGAUCUUGUGGAAAGGCCUAUGUUUCUGUCCCUCCAACUCAAUUCAACAAGCUUCGAUACCCAAUUGACGUGACUUUCAAGAUCAAGAGUAAUAUCGACCACACUGCUCAACUCCACACAUUACCCCAACUUGAACCUCAUCUACGACACACAAUCACUCCCAACAACCUCUAA